GUCAGUGCCAGCUGUGUGCGGAGCGCGAGCGGCAGAGGCAGAGCAACGGCAGCGGCAGCGGCAGCCGUGUGAGGCCCGGGAUCGAGCGGGCCCGGCUCAUUGCAGCCCGGAAUGGAGAGGCUGCCCGCCUACUCCCACAUCACAGGAUUAGUCAAGAAUUUGAAUCUUGCAAGAUAUCUAUGGAGUGAGUGUAGAGUCAGCUGCCAGAACAGUGAAGACUUUUAAAACUUAAUAUACUACUCCUGAUUUUAUAAGAUUGCAGGAGCUGUGAACUGGAAGUGUCUGCCAGCUAAUGGAAGGAAAAACACCGAGCAAAUCUGCUUCUGUUUCGAGAUUGCCCAAGUUUGGCGGUGGAACAUCUAAAUUAAGUGAGAUUCUUCCUCAACCUGAAUCAAAUGGAGCCUGUGUUCGCAGUGUCAGUGCUUCCAGCAGUUCAAACUUUGAUUCCAAGCAGAAUGGAACUGGUCGUUCAGGUGCCUUUUCUUUCAACUGGAAGAAGUCUGGUAAAACUAAAGGUGGUGGACAAGGAGCAAAAAACCCAGUUAGUUCCUUGUCUUGUUCUGUUAUGAAUGAAGCACAUGCUAAAGUUGAGAGAAAUUUUUAUUCUAAAGUUCCUCUUGUCAAAGAUCACACAGACUUGGGUUUUAAGAGUAAAUCUACUGCAGCAUCCAGCCAUCAAAAGAAGCAUCAAUUUGUACCUUGUGUGAAAGAAAAUAAAAUGCUUGUCACUAGCUCAAAUCAUUCCUCGAAAGGAAACCAUGGUAAAUUACAGGGAAAGUCAUUCACAACAUCUCACAUUUCAAGGUCCCAGUCAUUCGGUCACUUUCGUAAAACAGCUUUAAAGAUGUCUGAUCAAGAAGAGUGUUUCUCUGCAUCAAGCAGUUCAAAAGGAAGUCUUAACCAAUCUACAGAAAGCUUGAAGAACUUAUUGGAAGAGAACAUUGUUAGGUCACAGAGCUUUUCAUAUUCCACACAAAGUAACUCCUAUAGUUCUGAUGUAAUACCAAGAUCUUUGUCCUUUUCAAAGGCUGCAGAUGUUUCUAGACCUUGUCUGAAGCAGCAAAUGAGGAUAGGUCUUCCCUUGAAAUCAAACGCUUAUCGCUAUGGGGCAAGGGGUACAGAUAGCCCAAGCACCGCUGAAUCACUUAGUAAAAGUGCUUCAGCUAGACUAUGCUUAAAAGUACCAUCAUCUGCUUUGAAAAAGUCUCAGCUUCCUACCUGCCUCACAUCUUCAUUUUAUACUGGUACUUCUGCUUCUAAAAUGUCUCAGUCUUCAUUAAUUAAAUGUAAUAGGUUGACCACUUCAGGAACAGCAAGCAAUGUAAAUUCAGUAUCUGAUACCAUAAAAGAAACAGAUGGAAUUCCUACUCUUGUUGAAAGUAGCUCAAAUAAUGUAAAUGUAAAUAUUGAAUACGUUGCUGAUAACACAUUAAACAGUAAUGCUAUAAGUGAGAAAGCUGAUCUUGGAGCUACUGAAGAACUUCAGUCAUCUUCUGCAAAAGAUAUUGAUGAUCCAGAAGGAAUUAUCUCAAUUUAUUCCAACAGUGAUAUAAUUAAUAAUAGCGAACAGUUAGCAAAUUCUGGUACUGAGUCAAUUGAAAUUUUGGAUAGCGAUAAUUCUAUUUCCACAGAAAUUCCUGAUGAUCUUUACAUUCCUAAUGAGGCCAUGUCUUCAGAAGGAUUAGAGGAAGCUCUAAUUUUGACACAUACAGGCACGGAAUGGAUGGAUACUGGAUUCUCUGAUCAUUGCAAAGAUUUGGAGAGUUCCCAGACCACUGCCUCAGGUAAUGACCUUGUGUCUUCAGAUGCCAACUACGCAAUGGGCUCUUCCUUUGAACUUUCUCCUUCCAGUAGUUCAGCUGGAACAUAUAUGUGGGAUGAAGAAGGCAUGGAGGGACUUGGUACAGUCCAGCAGUGUGGCAGCCUUGAGUCUUCAGAGAUGAACAGCCUGGAUAUUUUGAACAAUCUGGAGUCAGGUGAUCUGGAUGAAAAUGACCUUAUGCUGGAUGUCGAUCUGCCUGAGGAUGCUCCUUGUAAAAUCGAACCAUGUGAAAGUAUGGCUCACUUAGAGAGGUCAGAGAGAGGAAAUAGGAACCAAGGAUUCUGGCGAAAGAGAUAUCCACGCUGGAGAGGACAGGAUCACCAGGGGAACAGUGAAUUGCAAAGGAGUCCAGUUUCCCAGGAGUUUCCAGUGGGCCAUUUUGAAUGGGCUGCAGCUUCAAGCUACUAUCACCCUUCUGCUAAUCAUGUGAGAUCCUCUCAUCCCAUGACGGACAGCACUGUGAUGCUGGAUGUUCUGACACUGAGGCACAUGGUACAAGAUUGCACAGCUGUUAAAACCCAGAUACUUAAGCUGAAGCGGUUGCUACAACAGAAUGGUGACGGUUCCUCAGUAAAUGAUUUGAUAGCUGUAGUCUCACCAACACAAGAACAAGCUGAGGCUAUAAAUUCUACAGAUAAGACUAACGAGUUGCUUGGAGAGAUCCAGGUGUUGCAAGAGGAAAUGAAAAGAAAAGAUCAAGUAAUAGAACAGUUACAACAACAGUUGAGCACCAGAUGUAAUUGCCAGAAAGAAAAUUCAGCCACAAAACGACCAGCCUGUUCAAAUGUUGAUAAGACUACACAGACAGUCACUAAAGGAAUUUCUCCUCCAGUACUACAGCCUUCCAACUACAUAUGCAGCUCCAAAGAUCGCAACAUGGGAAAAUUAGCAAAGCCAAUCCGAACCGAGGACCCCAGUAGGAAUCUGAGGAAUGGAUCAAAUGAGAACUGCCGUCAAACUAAUCAAGGUGGAAAAAAUGUUAUUUGUUCACAGCUAGAUUCUGAUAAAGGCUUCACUCAAUCAACCCAAAAAAAGGAUGAUGACUGUAAUGACAAAUCUGCCCAGAAACUCUUAGUCUCCAAUAAGGCCAAACAGAAUCCAGGUAGUCUGCCUAAGGAACGCCAGCACAGUCAGGUUUCAGUGCAGGAGGUCAGUUUACCUAGCACUUCAGUAUUUACAGAAGAAGCCUUAAAUAAAGGCCAUCAUCUCAAGUUUGCUUUUAAACAGUGUCUGCCUUCUAAGGAUUUGAAUGUCAAGCCCAAGAUCCAGACUUCAAUUAUGAAGUCUUCUCUAAUCUCUAAGUCUAGGAAAAAUGCUGAUGCAAUCCAUCACACAGAAAUUUUCUCUGUAAACAGUCCAGUUCAACCACCUAUAGAUGAUCAAAAGGAAUCAGAACAACAGUCAAUACCCACAAAUCUUUCUACGCAAAAAGAUGAGCAACAAAAAAGAAAAUCCAAACCAUCGCCUUCACUCUCCUCACCACUUCUGAGUAUUAAGACUUCAGCAUUUUCAGCCAGUCCUGGGUCACUUCAUAAGGAGAUUCAAUGCACUGAGUCUGCCGAAUACCAAGAUGAAUCUUCCUCAGAGACCCAUCUAUCCAGCAGGUUACCGAAAAAACAGCUGCUCAGAGAAGAUUGUCCUGCAAAGGAUCAGAGAUAUGAGUCCCAGGCAGAAAAACCUCCACCAUCUGUUCGUCAUUCCCGCCUUCGUAAGCCAAAGACUCAUGCAUUCAGUCCCUCAAAUUGAAGUUUUCAAGGUUGAUAAAAGUCUUUCAAGUACAUUAGAAAGUUGCCUGCCAGAUGAAAUUUCACCAAGUCUAGAACUGGUAACUGUUAACUUGGCCUAACUAACUUCCCUCAAUCAAAAUGACAGCUGCUGACCUGGUUGAUGCAAUGGCAAAGUCACACAUAUGCAGACUCCUGAGACAGUUUAUAUUUUGCGAUGUGAGGCCUUUUACUUUGGGACAAUACAAAUAACAAAUGUGGAAAUUUUGGUCAGAUUUUGCCAGGAUGGGACUAUGAAUGUAAAUCAACUGUGGAGCAGUUAUGAAUCUGUAAUGACCUGGACAUGUGUUACAAAGUUGUAACUCUUGAUAGAACCUUGAGGAGCAGGAUUUAUUUGAAGGGAAAACUGUAUUUGUAUGCUGUUGUCUUAUAUUUCAGUUAAUCUGAUUGAACAUGUUAUGUUUGGAGAGACAGUAAAGACAGCUGACUGGUAAAGUGGUAAUUUUCAUUUUAGCUGACCAGUCUAAGUUCAAUACUUUUGUUUGUUUGGAACUAUUAGAUUAAAAUAUAUUUAAGUUAAAAUUCUGGAGGGAUAGGUUUUUAAUAUAAGUAAUAAAAAAGCUCUGCUUUAAAUUACCUGGAAUGGGAAUCAUACUUACCAGAUCUUUACCAGAAAGAAUGGGCAUAAUGUUUAAUGUGGCUGUAAAUAUUUCAUAAGACCCUUGUCUAAAGCUCUAAAGGCAACCAGAAGAGAGAUUACUAUUCUUUUCAAUUUAUCUGAUCCUGGGCAAGAUGCAAUAUUAAGGGCAUUUGGUGGAAAGAGGUUAUUGUGCUCAUUUCUUUGCAAUGCACAUGCACAGUUUUUAGUGUCUGUUUCUGUCGCUACAUCGGCAGAUUUACUACCUAUUUAACUAAGUAUCGAAUAUACAGAAAAACUGUGCCAAUAAUCAUGACCUUACAUCCCAAAGGGCGUGGGUUUAAAUUCGCGCCAGUCCUGUGAACUAUUCUCUUACUAUUGUGGGUUUAACUGAUUUUCAUUGAAACUUUUAAGCCAACUUGUAACUUAGCUUACUAUAGACGGAAGUCUACAGAACAGAACUCUCAAGUAAUUUGACAACCUCCCUUGGAGAAGCUACGUGGACAGAUGGUGUGAAAAUUUCAAGGUUCUUUUUUAGAGUCAGUGAUGUACUGAGCAAACAACAUCUGACUUUAAGACUGUGUUCCUUUGUCACUAUCCUGGCAUGCUUCAAUUUAGGAGCAACAUUCACCUCUGAUGUAGGCUUGUUGCUUUGCAGAGAAGAACUUCACUCAAAAGAUACAAUGAUUUUAGGAAGAGCUGAGAUUAUUUUUAGUAGUUAAAUUUAAAUUGAUGCUCUGACUGCCUCCUGAGGAGAUAACUGGUCAUCAGUUCAUAGAUUCAUUGAGUAUUCUGAACAAGAGUUGAGCAUGUCAUUCCAUAUUAUGUGCAUGCAGUUACUACACCUGGCAUACACACAAAAAGUGCUGUAUCAGCCCCGUUGUCAGAAGUAAGAUGAAAUCUGUGACCUCAGUCUCAAAUAGUAAACCAGCUUUUAAUUAACUUCAGUAGUGCAGGGAAAGAAAGGCAGAAUCUGAAUUCCCUUUAGUCUCAACUUUGCACACUGUUAGGGGUUGUCACUAAGUAUUUGAGCUAAAUUAUUCCAAGGAUCAGGGCAUCUUAAUGUACAAAUCCACUACGUGCUAUAGGCACAGAGGUGGAAUGGGGCAGAGGAGGGGCUGAGUGAGAUUUCCUUGGCUCUUAAUGUCAAAUCCUUGUGAAAUUUUGAUCACUGUCUUUUACUCUCUCUUGUUUCUCAUUAACAAAUUGGAUUCAGGAAAUAUCUACUAACCUACUGUGCCCUAGGAAGUUUGCAACUGUUCUUUUCCUUUUUCAUAACCAGAUAUAACAUUUGGCCCAUCUCUCAGAGCACACACAUUGGUCCCACUCCCCACUUAUCUCCCUGCAACCCAUUCUCUCUCACAUGCCCACCAAUUUCCCCCGUGAUUCUGCUGCCAUUCACCUGUAAUUUCGAGUGGCCAGUUAGCUUACCUGCAUGUCUUCACGAAGUGGAGAAGCUCUGGUGACACAAAGACAAUGUGCAAACUGUGCAUUCGCUUUUAUUAUAACAGAAUAUUUCAAAAUACAGAAUGAGAAAUUAAUAUUACCUGAAUUUAAAGUCAGAAAUUUCCUUGUAAAAGAAGUCCAUUUGUUCUGUAUGAAUCUGAGCUUCCUGUUACAGCUAAUUCCCUGGUAAACUUCUCUGCACCUUUCAACAUUUAUCAUUGAUGUGUGGACUGCUCCUAUAAGCUUAGUGCUUAUCUAAAAGUGUGACACAUGUAAAGUAAAACUGGGAGGUACAGCAAAAGAUAUUAUGUUAAAAUGUCAGCUUUUGUCACAUGAAACUGCAUCAAGGUUCUGAACAGCAUUGGUAAGUGUACAUGGCACUCCUGAGUUUGUACUUAAAUGAUUCAAUGUCCUAUAAUAGUUGGCACAGAGAGUUGAGAAAGGAAAUAAUUUGACCAGGGUAGUGUCAUAAACUUGGUCUUCUUUUAAAGUUCAUAAUAUUGUAUUUCCAAUAUAAAUUCUAUUAUCCGCAUUUAUAGUGGGAACUACAUGUGUAAACUUGUCACACUAUAAUCACUUCUCUUGUUUCUGAUAAUAUUGCAGUAACCUCAGAUAUUAAAUACAGUAUGGCUGCACGUACAUUCAAAGCAUAUACACAUAUAUCAUUGCAGGUGUUCAUGAAUGUUGAAUUGCAUAUAGCCCAGGUCCUUGCAGAUUUAUAAAUUAUUAAGUAUCAUUAAAUUCUGUAUCAAACGUGCUGCUGUGUCCAAGUGCAAUAUAUGCUGAUGUAAUGAUGAAAUGAGGUUCAGAAAGUACACUUAAAUGUAUAUGCAAAAUCAAUUAUUGACUAAGUUUUUGGAACUGCAUAAUAGAUUAAAUGAAUAAGGAGAUGCACUUUAAAUGAUUCUAUAUGUCAUACAGUUGUGCCUAUGCUGAGCCCGUGGCACCAAGUCAGAAGUGGGAUUUAUCAGUUUGCUGCAAUCGUUGUUGGAUAUGCUUGUUGCUUUAGGUGGUAAGUGCUGUUUUCAUUGUGUGGUAGUAUGGUGCCUCACUGUAAUAAUAAUAACUCCCAGCAGGUGGCUCCUGUUUUAGUCUGGAACGUGGCAGUAUUUAGUUCGUCCACUGUGUUGCACAAUUCAUCCAUCCCCAGAUUGGAAACUGAAAUCCAAGUCUAACCUUGGCUGGGGACAUGAAUAAAAAGGUUGUACUCAUGUACUGGUACUGGUCUUAAUUUGUGUGAAUGCUUAACAUAAGUCACCUUUAUCUCCAUUUCAAAGCCAUGAUUUGAAACUAACAACAUUUGUUGAUGUGACAGAAAUUGUCUAUGCCUCAGGGAAACAGUUUUGCUUGCUGUUUGUAGCAAAGCUACUAAAUAAAGAUGUCUUGUAUAUUUGCUACAAAUUCAUUUCCUAAAUGAAGAGAAACAGUUUCUUUCUGUGAUGACGUCGUCUCUGUAAGACAUAUGAACAGAAUUAGGCCAUUGACACUCCUCUGCCAUUUGAUCAUGGCUGAUUUUAUUUUCUUCUCAAACACAUUCUGCUUCCUUCUCUGGUGAAAAUAUUCAGUAUUUUUCAUUUUCACUUUAUCAUUGUCGAAUUUUUGCUAUCAAAACUUGGCUCAUUAGAGAAACAUACCGAAACAACUGCUUCCUGACACUCAUGCAGAGGUACCAAGGCAGCUUCUCCCCUUCCAAAGUGCAGUACUUUGAAGUGUUAUUGUGUCUGCUUAUUCAGGUGUCCAGGGCAAAAUUCCUCUACCAAAGAAAAGCUUGUGUAUAUUGGAAAAUUUAACCGGGCUUGUAUCUUCAGAGACUGCAAAGUACCUUGAAGUGUUUUGUAGGAGACAUCAUAAUGCCAUUAAUACGAGUUUUCAUUUAACAACAUGGUUAAACAUCCAACUGGGAAUUGUAAACAUGCCAUUUUUAAAACAAGUGUACCUUAAUUGUAUUAUGAAGAUUACUUGAUUCAGUUAAAUACGCUACACGGAUGAUAGAAUGAUUUAGAUUUCUGAAUGUAUUCAAAUUGAAUUCAUUAUGAAAUUGAAAGUGAUGGCAAUACCAACAUGGAUAUCUCAUCCUGUCUAUUUGGAUUGUUUACCUGAGCCACUUCUCAGCUUGAUACAUUAAUUGGAGAAAGUUUAAAAUAAAAUUACAUUUCUAUUGCUCUAGCAAUUUUCUUUUUUUUCCUAUUCUGUGCAUAUUACAUGAUUAAUGUGAUUAGUCUGGAUUGAUAAGUUUCCAUUAUUACUGAUUAUAUUAUUGGGGUUCAUUUGUGGAAAUGUAAUUUCAGUUUUUCAUUUCACAUGUAUAAUGGGGUAAUACUGUGCAGAAAUGCUCACUGUUCUUCCUAACCAUGUAUAGGAAAUAAAAUGCAUUUGUUUCUUCAC
This is a messenger RNA of Hypanus sabinus (Atlantic stingray), 8014 nucleotides long. Its product is annotated as serine-rich coiled-coil domain-containing protein 2-like. The record is from RefSeq and is a predicted model, not a curated record. Bases 293 to 3568 code for a protein of 1091 amino acids. Gene Ontology annotation, biological process: microtubule bundle formation. The transcript has 11 exons. Lineage: Eukaryota; Metazoa; Chordata; Chondrichthyes; Myliobatiformes; Dasyatidae. Gene Ontology annotation, molecular function: microtubule binding. Gene Ontology annotation, cellular component: microtubule cytoskeleton.